Ficedula albicollis (Collared flycatcher) is the source of this 1315-nucleotide messenger RNA. RefSeq names its product Ig-like V-type domain-containing protein FAM187A. NCBI's taxonomy places the organism in Eukaryota, Metazoa, Chordata, Aves, Passeriformes, Muscicapidae. The transcript has a single exon. The record is from RefSeq and is a predicted model, not a curated record. The coding region runs from base 35 to 1315 and encodes 426 amino acids.
GUGGGUGACAGAGGCUGGGCUGUUUCAGGGCAGGAUGAGGCUGCUGGGAGCCACCAUACUCCUCUCCCUGGUGGAUGUUCUCCAGGCCUACGCCAUCGAGAAGAAAGGGGACGUGUUCAAGAAGAUGGCGUGUCCCGCCUUCCUGGUAUUUGAGAACGUUGCGUACAUGGCAGACAUGACCUUUGAGCUGCCCUGCAAGUGCAAGCCCGAGGAGACCUCCUCUGUUGUCUGGUACUUCCAGAAGAACCUGCACAGCCACGAAACCACAGUGCUGACGGACUUCAACGGCACCGUGAUCGUGGACUCGAGCCACAUCCGCACGGGCAGCGACCUCCUGAAGCGUUUCAGCAUCCGCAUGUUCAGCCUGAUCGUGUUCCGAGCCCAGGCCGGGGACUCGGGGCAUUACCUGUGCGGCACCAAGGAAGGGCUCUUCUUCUACGGCUACGACGUGGACGUGCAGCCCACCAGGCAGAUCACGGUGGCUUUUCUGGACAACGACGAGCACGUCCAAGAGGAUUAUAGAGGGGAGGAAUUCACCCUCUUCACCACCUUCUGGGACUGGAGCCGCUGCGACCGCUGCGGGGUGCGGGGCGAGCAGCGGCGCAUCGGGCUGUGCUACGUGCAGAGCGCCCAGCUGAAGCCCCGGUACCGCACGGCGCUGCCCAACGUCACCUCCUGCGGCUCCAGGGCCGUGCCCGCACGCUUCCCCAGCCUCCUCCGCCUCCACAGCCCCGAGGUGGCCGUCAGGAGCUGCCUGGCCCCUUGCCCGGAGAAGGAAGUGCCCGAGGAGGGCGUGCAGUCCAUCUCCAACAUCGUUUUCAAGGUGGGCAAGAAGCCCCGGCUGCCCAAUGUCCCCAUCCAGUACCACAGGCAGCCCCAAAAAACCAACCUGGUCAUCUCGUGCCCGGGCGCGGGGCCGGAGCACGCCGUGGCCUGGGACAAGGGCUCCGUCCGCCUCUACCGCUCCCACUACCUCGUGGGGGUCAGGAAGCACAUGAGGCUCUUCAUCGACCACGGGAACCACCUGCACCUGCAGCGGGUGCGCAGGAGGGACAAAGCCACCUACUUCUGCUGGCGGGAGGGCGAGCUGGUGGCCGGCUUCCAGCUCACUGUCCCCUACGAGCCCCGGCGCCAGCGGAGCCCCGCGGACCCCGAGUCAAUCUUCGUCAUGAGGACUGUGGGCAUCUGCUUUGCCAUCAUCAUCGGCAUCUUCUUCCUCAUCCACAUGUCCCGCUACAGCUACCUGCUGCUCAGGAAACCCACUAUAGCAGCUCCCCCACAGGACACUCAGACACCUCGGGCCACCCUCACAUAG